AUGAAAUCCUGCCUCACCACAUUCAUCCUCGUCGGACUCUUGAACCUGGCUGCUGCGCAAACCACAGACAGCACCACCACCUCAACAGCGGCCCUUGAACCAAGUCCGACAGAGAGCAUCGGCUGUGAACCUCACGGCGACCACUGGCACUGCGACGGCCCUGCCGAAACGGGCGCUGCUACAAAUGCCACAACAACGAACGACGAUGACGAGCAUGAUCACGAACACGACGAAGAUGAGCACACUGAUGCCGCAGGCACUGGAUCGCUGCCACCGAGCCCGGUCGCGAGUGUAGGAUGUGAGCCACAUGGCGACCACUGGCACUGUGAUGGUCCAGCAUCCACGACGUCGACGGCAGGAGACGCUGCAGCUCAGACUUCAAGCACUGUCUCGAGCGUGACGCCGGCUGAGCAGACCGGCUCAAGUGGUGCAGACCAUGUUGUCGCUGGUCUUAGUGCCGUCGUUAUUGCUGGGAUGGUGGCUGUUCUGUAA
This is a messenger RNA of Cyphellophora attinorum, 492 nucleotides long. RefSeq lists its product as uncharacterized. The transcript has 3 exons. The coding region runs from base 1 to 492 and encodes 163 amino acids. The record is from RefSeq and is a predicted model, not a curated record. Lineage: Eukaryota; Fungi; Ascomycota; Eurotiomycetes; Chaetothyriales; Cyphellophoraceae.